AUGCCUCGCCUACGUCCACAUUCACAAAGAUCUCCGUCCCAACAAAUUCUCUCCUGUGUCCCGCGAAGUCAUUUUUGUCGGUUUUGGUCAACAUCAUUCCCACUACAUCUUCAUCUCACACACGUUCACUCAUUCGAUCACGCGACGUCACCUUCAACGAAAAUUCCCCAGCCGGACCCCUCAUUCUUCAACAGUUCACUUCCUCAAGCCCUGCCUUCACAUAUCCCUGACGAAAGCCACAAACUUCAACAACCUUCUCCACAACAACAACCUCCUCCUCCACAACAACAACCUUCUCUUCAACAACAACCUUCUCUUCAACAACAACCUUCUCUCCAACAACAACCUCCUCUUCAACAACCUCCUCUUCAACAACCUCCCUCUCCACAACAACAACAACAACCUCCCUCUCCACAACAACAACAACAACCUCCCUCUCCACAACAACAACAACAACCUCCCUCUCCACAACAACAACCUCCCUCUCCACAACAAAUCAUCGAUGAGAUCUUUGCUGCUUUCAAUUCUUCGUCAGUGGAAGUUUCUUUAGGGAAACUCAGAACGCUUGGAAAUCAAAGAGGUGAAAGCAAUCAAGGAAAAUCAUCAAUGAAGCUCACAAACUAA
Molecule: messenger RNA, 624 nt
Organism: Condylostylus longicornis
Lineage: Eukaryota; Metazoa; Arthropoda; Insecta; Diptera; Dolichopodidae
Exons: 2
Coding region: 1-624 (207 amino acids)
Source: RefSeq, a predicted model, not a curated record